AUGCAUUUAUUGAUUUUACUCUUUAUUCAAUACCUUACUACUAAUAGCUUUUGGACAUAUGUCCAAUUAACUUUGAAAACAAUUGGACAUAGUAAUCUUCCCAACACUGCCUUAAAUAGUCAUAUUACUUAA
Molecule: messenger RNA, 132 nt
Organism: Dentiscutata erythropus
Lineage: Eukaryota; Fungi; Glomeromycota; Glomeromycetes; Diversisporales; Gigasporaceae
Source: the annotation of a GenBank genome assembly